This is a messenger RNA of Xyrauchen texanus (razorback sucker), 1030 nucleotides long. Its product is annotated as relaxin-3 receptor 1-like. Gene Ontology annotation, cellular component: membrane. The transcript has a single exon. Gene Ontology annotation, molecular function: G protein-coupled receptor activity. The record is from RefSeq and is a predicted model, not a curated record. Bases 11 to 1030 code for a protein of 339 amino acids. Lineage: Eukaryota; Metazoa; Chordata; Actinopteri; Cypriniformes; Catostomidae. Gene Ontology annotation, biological process: G protein-coupled receptor signaling pathway; immune response.
CUUUUUCGCCAUGGUCAACGCUGAAGUGGUGAAAUCGGUGGAUAUAAUGGAAAACAGCAAUCAGAGUGGUGCCAUCAACAGAUCAAUCGGAUAUCAGGAGCGCUUCAAGAGCUUGGAAGACAUCGAUGUCACCGCUGAUGGGAGUCCGGUGUUGAGGUGCAUGAUUUCCAUAACGUACUCCGUAGUUUGCGCAGUAGGUCUGAUUGGGAACCUGUUGGUUUUUUUCUUUAUUCGCGUGAGACAAGAGAGACGGACAUCCAAAAUCAACUUCUUCAUCCUCAAUUUGGCCGUAACGGAUUUUCAGUUUGUGUUGACAUUACCCUUUUGGGCAGUGGACACCGCACUAGACUUCAGCUGGCCGUUUGGCGACGCCAUGUGCAAGAUCAUCCUGUCGGUGACUGUGAUGAACAUGUACGCCAGCGUCUUCUUCCUGACCGCAAUGAGCAUCACACGGUACUGGUCAGUGGCCUCAGCGCUCAAGGACCGCACCAGACAGACCAGCUGCUCCAUCAGAUGGGUCAGUGUCAUCCUCUGGUCUCUGGCCACUGUCGCCACGGCGCCAACAUCCAUCUUCUCAACAGUCACCAAUGUGGCCGGCGAGAAACUUUGUUUAUUGAGAUUCCCUGACGGACAGUAUUGGUUGGCCGUCUAUCAUCUCCAGAAAAUAUUGAUUGCCUUUAUUCUACCCAUGACAAUAGUCUCCAUUAGUUACAUAUUGCUGUUGAGACUCAUCCGACUGCGCAGCAUGAAGAGCAAUUCAAAACGAAGAAUGCAAAUCACCAAGUCUGUCACAAUCGUGGUUUUAUCGUUUUUCCUCUGCUGGAUGCCUAAUCACGCCAUAACAUUUUGGGGCGUACUGGUUAAAUUCAACGCAGUGUACUGGGAUAAGUCUUACUAUAUCGUUCAUACCUACGUGUUUCCAGUGACUGUGUGCCUUGCGCACGCAAAUAGCUGUUUAAACCCGCUUAUUUACUGUCUAAUGCGAAAAGAGUUCAGGAAAAAACUAAAGGAACUGUUUCUUCGAGUCUGA